UUCUAGUUCAUUAACGAAGAUUAUAACAUCGUCAACCAUGCGUUGCCUUAGUCUGGUGGUGUUGCAGUGUUUGCUGCUUUUCGCUCAAUCAACGUUAGCCGGUCCUGUUGAAAAGAGAGAAGCUCCGCUUCCCGAUAUUGGUUUACCACCUCCUCCUCUACCGGCAGCGUAUCAAGAUCCUCCAUCUGGCCAUGGAUCAAGUGUGCCAUCAUCAUCAUAUGGUGCUCCAUCACCUACUUAUGGAGCUCCAUCACCUUCUUAUGGGGCUCCAGCUCCCUCAUAUGGAGCACCAGCACCUGUGCCUGCUCCAUCCUAUGGACCUCCUGUGCCUGCUCCUUCAUACGGACCUCCAGCUCCUCAAUAUGCGCCUCCACCUCCAGUCUAUGGACCCCCAGCUCCUUCCUACGGUCCUCCCCCAGCCGUGAAAGAUGAAGGAUAUAGUUAUCCAGCUCCUGCCCCUGCACCCAGCGGUGAAUGGAAGAAGAAAUUAACUUGGAAGGAGGAAUGGAAGCAAGUUUGGAAAACAGAAAAAAAAUUAGAAUGGAAACAGGAAUGGAAAAAGGUCCAGGUACCCGCUUGGAAAGAAGUACAAGUUCCUAUUUGGAAAGAAGUACAGGUUGAAGCAUGGAAAACUGUAAAGAAACCCGUGUGGAAAGAGGUACAGACUCCAGCGUUCAAGGAAGUUCAAGUUCCAGCAUGGAAAAAAGUCUGGAAACCUGUGUGGAAUGUCGUACAAGUACCAGUUUGGAAAGAAGUCCAAGUCCCUGAAUGGAAACAAGUUUGGGUACCAGAGUGGGUGGAAACUCCGGGAAUUCCAGCUCCAGUUUAUGGACCGCCUUCGCACAGUUACGGACCACCAUCAGACAGUUAUGGUCCACCAUCUCAUAGCUAUGGACCUCCAGCCAAAGAUGAUGGAUACCAUUAUGAUGCUCCAGCUCCCGCAUCUAGCAAAAAAUUAGUAUGGAAAUCAGUGUGGAAAAAAGUCUGGAAAACUGAAAAGAAACAAGCGUGGGAGUCGCAAAAGAAGAUGGAAUGGAAAGCUGAAUGGAAAAAAAUUUGGAAAACUGUAAAGAAACAAAUUUGGCAGACAGAUAAGAAGCUUGUUUGGGUUGAAGAAAAUGUCAAAGUUUGGGUGCCGUCGAAAAAACAAGUAUGGAUCUCACAGAAAGUAAAGAUAUGGAAGGAUGAGUGGAAGAGUAAGACUGUACCCGUAUGGAAAAAUGUACAGGUGCCGGCGUGGAAGAAAGUCUGGAAGCCAGUGUGGGAGAAAGUUUGGGUACCAGCAGAGUCACAUCAUGAAGAGGAACAUCCUGGUUAUCGGCGAUAAAGUGUUGGAAAUCUCCAUCUCUUUUUUGCACUCAUGAUGCCUCAUGUGACGGAGGAAGACAUUUACUUUUCCCUUAGUCAUU
Chelonus insularis is the source of this 1409-nucleotide messenger RNA. Its product is annotated as pollen-specific leucine-rich repeat extensin-like protein 2. The coding region runs from base 38 to 1327 and encodes 429 amino acids. NCBI's taxonomy places the organism in Eukaryota, Metazoa, Arthropoda, Insecta, Hymenoptera, Braconidae. The transcript is spliced from 4 exons. The record is from RefSeq and is a predicted model, not a curated record.